This is a messenger RNA of Carassius gibelio (silver crucian carp), 1563 nucleotides long. RefSeq names its product chemokine-like protein TAFA-2. The record is from RefSeq and is a predicted model, not a curated record. Gene Ontology annotation, molecular function: receptor ligand activity. NCBI's taxonomy places the organism in Eukaryota, Metazoa, Chordata, Actinopteri, Cypriniformes, Cyprinidae. The transcript is spliced from 4 exons. The coding region runs from base 862 to 1254 and encodes 130 amino acids.
UCUCUGAAGCGAAUCUCUGAAAUGUCUCUGAAGCGAGUCUCUGAAGCGAGUCUCUGAAGCGAGUCUCUGAAGCGAAUCUCUGAAGCGAGUCUCUGAAGCGAAUCUCUGAAAUGUCUCUGAAGCGAAUCUCUGAAGCGAGUCUCUGAAGCGAAUCUCUGAAGCGAAUCUCUGAAGCGAAUCUGAAGCAGCUCUGGCUGAAGAAAGUGCUGCUUCAGAGAAUCUUCAUGUUCGUCAGAUUGAAUUCUGAGAGACGUAAUGAAGAUGAAUAACACGAUGGAAAUGAGCGGCGAUGAAGGAACCGACAGCCUCAUUUUGAACCAGACUAGAUUCCCAGUUUAAUAAUUCUUCCUGCUGAUGCGUGUGAGUUUAUUAAUGUUUUCAAUAGUCCAAACUUUAACGGCAUGUUCUCUUGUUCGGCAUAAAUUAUGCAGAUGUCCUGAGGGUUUGCAGUACAACACAGAGGCCUGAAUUAAAGAUGAAGAGCUUUUAGAAUAAAACACACAAUUAGAAGCGGCUCGUUCCUCUCUGACACAUUCUUAAUGAGAAAAUAAGUCUGCGUUCCUCCGGCGCUCGAGUGGAAGACUUUAAGCUCAUUCAAUCAGGAGGUGAGACUGUAUGAAGACGCUUGAAAGCAAUUACGCACCAUUUAUGAGUAUGAAAUUAACAAAUAUUAGUACGACUUCAGAUUUAGUGUUUAACAGAUAACUCAUGUUGUAGUAAAAGCUUACCUUUAAAAUUAAAUGUAAAUGUUGUUACAGUAUCAGCACAUCCCCUUUAUUUACAUUUACAUUGACUCCUGCAAAUGAGGCUUGCGUUCUCUCUCUCUCUCUCUCUCUGUGUGUGUGUGUGUGUGUGUGCAGGAUGAGCAUGAGGGAUCUUCAGGAAGUCCUCACUCAGGUCCUGCUGCUGGUUCUCCUCCUGGGAUCUCCAGCACACUCCAGGGAACAUCAAGUGGUGCGGAUGGGAGCGUGUGAGGUGGUGGCUUUACACCGAUGCUGUAAUAAGAACAAGAUCGAGGAGCGUUCGCAGACCGUCAAGUGCUCGUGUUUCCCGGGACAAGUGGCAGGAACCACUCGAGCGGCUCCGUCCUGCGUAGACGCCUCUAUCGUCCAGCAGAAGUGGUGGUGUCAGAUGGAUCCGUGUCUGGAUGGAGAGGAUUGUAAAGUGCUGCCGGAUCUCAAAGGCUGGAGCUGUGCUACGGGGAAUAAGAUCAAGACCACGAAGAUCUCCUCAGACCGGGAUCAGCUCUGGUGAGCGCUGGAACCUGAUCAGGUGACCGGCCUUCAUCAUCAUCAUCAUCUUCAUCAUCAUCUUCAUUAUCAUCAUCAUCAUCAUCACACACAACAAAAGGGGCUUGAAACUUCUAGAAGAGUUACUCGUGUAAUUCUGGAAUCAGCAGCGCGUUUAUCUUUCUGACAGAAUAUAUCACCAUCUUUAUCACACUUUCUGGAUGAAAUUAUGUAGAACUCAAAAAUGAUGUGCUUUAUAGUCAUUCUGUUCACAAACACCGUGUUUCAAUAAAUGUGUAGAUAUUAAUUAUAUAAAAAUUUACAAUUAAAAUUA